CCCGCACCCGCAGCUCACUUCCAAGUUCCAACCCGUCGCCUAUUAAAUGGGACCCAACCCGAUGCGACACUUCGCGAAGCGAGAACGAGACGAGGGAGAAGAAACGGAAGAUCAGGGAGGAGCGGAAGCGGCGGCGAGGAGGAGAGAAAGGGAUUCGAGUGAGAGAGAGAGAUGGCUCCGAUGAAGCUGUACGGCGCGACGCUGUCGUGGAACGUGACGAGGUGCGUGGUGGCGCUGGAGGAGGCCGGCGCCGAGUACGAGAUCGUGCCCAUCAACUUCGGCACCGGCGAGCACAAGAGCCCCGAGCACCUCGCCCGUAACCCGUUUGGUCAGGUUCCUGCUUUGCAAGAUGGUGACUUGUACCUCUGGGAAUCACGUGCAAUUUGCAAGUAUGUAAGCCGCAAAAACAAACCAGAAUUGUUGAAGCAGGGCGACCUCAAAGAGUUAACAAUGGUGGAUGUGUGGAUGGAAGUGGAGGCCAAUCAGUACACUUCUGCAAUGGAUCCCAUUCUCUUUGAGUGCCUUAUCCGUCCGAUGCUUGGGGGAACCACUGACCAGAAAGCUGUCGAGGGGAACCUCGAGAAGCUGAAGAAGGUGCUCGAGGUGUACGAGGCGCGUCUAACCAAGUGCAAGUACCUGGCUGGAGACUUCAUCAGUCUAGCUGAUCUUAACCAUGUAUCUGUCACCCUUUGCUUGUUUGCGACGCCCCAUGCAUCUGUGUUGGACGCGUAUCCGCAUGUGAAGGCAUGGUGGGCUGGCCUGAUGGCGAGGCCAUCUGUUCAGAAGGUCGCGGCACUGAUGAAGCCAUCUGCUUGAAGUGGUUGUCCUAGCGCAGGUGGUCUAUGGAAUAAGCCGAGCUGUGUGACUGUGUCUGGAUGUUUGCUUGUUGUUCAGGUUUUGUGUUGAUGUGUCUUGGAUGUUGAAUAUUCAGGCUUGUGUGCUGCGAUGCUUGUUAUCCAAUCCAGGACUGUGCUGAAGUGAGCAUUCCUGUGCUCCUGUCCCGAGAACCUUUCAAUAAUAAAUUCUACCUUAGGUACCUGGACCUUGGUAAUUUCUCA
Phragmites australis (common reed) is the source of this 1058-nucleotide messenger RNA. RefSeq names its product glutathione S-transferase 1-like. Gene Ontology annotation, molecular function: glutathione transferase activity; glutathione binding. Gene Ontology annotation, cellular component: cytoplasm. The record is from RefSeq and is a predicted model, not a curated record. NCBI's taxonomy places the organism in Eukaryota, Viridiplantae, Streptophyta, Magnoliopsida, Poales, Poaceae. The transcript has 3 exons. Bases 172 to 816 code for a protein of 214 amino acids.